Molecule: messenger RNA, 1167 nt
Organism: Penicillium brevicompactum
Lineage: Eukaryota; Fungi; Ascomycota; Eurotiomycetes; Eurotiales; Aspergillaceae
Exons: 3
Coding region: 1-1167 (388 amino acids)
Source: RefSeq, a predicted model, not a curated record
AUGCCUUUGACAUCUCAAUUGAGCCCAUGCGCUACGGCAGUAGCAUUGCUGUCCUUGACAGGCGCGUUGUGGCCAGCCGGAGCACUUGCGGGGAGUAGCAACGUCAACACCGAGGGAUACAAGUUCAGAGAGGCCAUCCCAGUUUCAUGCUUGAAUCGAACAGUGGAAGGAGAGCAUAUCACUGACAGCCAAGGCAAACUUCAAUAUGUCCCCUUCUAUACCUGCAACGAAACCACCCGUCCUCUCUCCUUCCGCUACGGCGUCUCGGAAACAAUAACCUGCACCAUCCCCUCCCUCUCCGACGAACUCUACCAUCUCCUGGAAUUCUAUGUCCACUCCGAUGUCCCAAUGACAUGCCGCGUGCCAACAGCGCCGCUGACACCCUCCGCUGGGUCACUCGCAGAUAAAGACGAGAAGUCCGAAGAAGCGGACACCCUCUCUGCGCUCGCCGACAACGGUCCACCCUUUACGCCGCUCACUAUUGCGCUGCAGGGCACGCUGCAGAAAAGCCACCUGCACAUCUGGACAGAUAUGAACGUCGUUAUGCACAACAUGGCUUCAGACGCAGCUGCAGAGCAGAAGACCAACAAUGGCGCGCAAUCCGGCCAGCCUGGGUUCGCGGUCGGUGGAACUGCGUACUCCACCCCCGAGUUCGAUAACACUGGAAAGGUCACCAAGCUAGACGACGAGGAGGAGCCAGUUGCUCUUGCUCAGGCCGCGCGUGAACCUUGGACUGCUGGACACGGUACCAAAGUUGUGCGCGGGGAGCCACUGACUUUCUCUUUCCAUGUUGCGUGGUUGGAGGGCGGUGAUAGCAUUGGGUGGCCUGUACGACCGGCGACUGACUCCUGGCUGGCUUUGGCUACUGGCACUGGGAAAAGCUCCGGGUCUUUCUUCUCUAAGCUGGUGUUCUUUGUAAUGGCGGGGUCUGUUGGCGCGUUGGUUGCGCUGUAUUGGGAGCGCAAGGGUGGGCGAUCUCGCUCUCCGUGGCAUGGGGAUGGUCUUCUGGGCGGGACUCCUGUUCGGGGAGGAAAGGGUCCCGGGGUCACCUUUGGCAAUGGAGGAAAGGCCAAUGGAUAUGGGGGAUAUUCUGGCAACGGCAACGGCAUUGGCAACGGGGUCGGCGGUGGUGGUGGAUACUCUCUGCCUAGUGGGAAGAGAGACUGA